Molecule: messenger RNA, 2907 nt
Organism: Sarcophilus harrisii (Tasmanian devil)
Lineage: Eukaryota; Metazoa; Chordata; Mammalia; Dasyuromorphia; Dasyuridae
Gene: SPN
Product: sialophorin
Exons: 2
Coding region: 155-1237 (360 amino acids)
Biological process (GO): regulation of T cell activation; cell surface receptor signaling pathway; type II interferon production
Cellular component (GO): external side of plasma membrane
Molecular function (GO): transmembrane signaling receptor activity; heat shock protein binding
Source: RefSeq, a predicted model, not a curated record
UCAGUCUAAGUCCCCGCCUGUUUUAGUUUGAGAAGGGUUCUGAACUCAGACAGACAAACAGGCUCCCCUCAGGAUCUCCCAACUAUAAUUGCAGGUCUUGACUCACAGACACCCCUGAACCUUUCUUGGUCUGGGGGAGAUCCUACGUGUUGUCAUGGAGAUGGUGUUCCCUCUGUCUCUCUUGUUGCUUCUCAUCCUCUCUGAGUGCUUCUGGAUCUCAAUAGCCACUACUGACUCCCAGGUCGCGGAUAUGGUGACUGUGUCAAGCUCUUUCUUGGAUCAGCACUCCUUGACUUCUCAGCCGCCCCUGGAAGCUGUAUCCUUGCCAGGCUCAGACUCAGAUACGACCCUCAUGUCCUCUACAGCCCUGGAUGCCACACUUUUGACGUCCUUGAUGACAGAGGCCAGGGAUAGCACUCCUACUGCUGAGGUGGCAUCCUCUACCACUUUUGAUUCUGGGCUGACCUCGGUGGAUAAGAAAGACCUUAGUAGCACCCAGGAACUGACUACACAUGUGGCUAUUCUGUCUACUAGUGUCAAGGCUGUAGUUGCUGCGGUAACGACUCCCUCCAUACCCCCUCCCUUUAAUGCCACUGGAGGGCAGGAAGGGAAUACCACCCUAGUCACUAAAGAAACAACCCCCUCCCAUGAGAUUUCAACGGGUAAGACCACCUCCACAAGUUACCCAGGGUCCCAGACCACUUCCACAUCUUCCCUCUCAUUGACCAGUGUCUCUCCUGCAAAAAAAUUGCAGGAUGGCAGUAACUCCGCGCUGGUGAUUCUGGUUGUGGUGAUUGUGGUGGCAACUCUCUUCGUAGUCCUGUUCUUUCUGUGGCGUCGGCGGCAGAGGAGGAGGACAGGGGCUCUGAUGCUUGUGGGAAAUGGGAAACAUAAAGGAGCUGGGGAUGCUUGGGCUGGACCAGUUCAGGGUGUAGAAGAGCAGGCUGCAUCUGGGUCAGCAGCAGGUGAAGGGGACACAAUGAACCCUGAAGGUGAGGGGACUGGUCGUAGGCCCACACUCACCACCUUCUUUGGCAAGCGGAAGUCUAGACAGGAUUCUGUGAUGCUGGAGGACCUGGAGGCCGGGGCAGCCACCAGCGACCUCAAAGUCGAGAGCGAACCCCUUGUGGAAAAAGUGGAUGAGGCUGUAAAGCCCCCUGAAGCUGACGGCUUAAGUGCUGAUGAGUCAGUAGUGGGAGAUGGGAAUUUGCCAUCGAGCCCCGUGACCAAUGUAUGAAAGGACCAGGAUCAUCCAUCAGUGAGCAUUUUUGAAGGCAUUCCAGGUAGUAUGAGAUGGAACCUUCCCUCAAGGAAUUUAACUUUCUCAUUCUUCAUAGACUCUUAAUCAUCUUAAUCUUUUUUUUUUUUUCAUCAUUAUUUCCAUCUCCUCUACCUGUGUCUUCUCCAUGGCCAUCAUCUUCCUCUUUAUAAUGGUCACUGAGUACUGCCUGGGAAACACGUGGUCUCGCCAGUAAAAUCCUGAUGCAGUGAAAUUUCCGGAGUGCCUCAUUUUUAAGAAAUAGAUAUUUUGACAAGCUCACUUCAUGGAUUUGCCCCACUCAUUCAAGUUCUACCACAGGAGCCACCGGCUGUGCUUCAGUUUAGGACACUCAUUCCCACGGGGGCACCGACACAUCUCUGAUAGAAUGCCUCCAUAGCUUCUCUAUUCACUCAUUCAACAGCCUAAUUAAUGACCUAAUUGAUGAUUUUAUUUCUAAUGAGGCUGACCCCGGGUUUAGCCCAAGCUUCAUAACCAGGUUCCAGCCUACCUCUUCAGAUAGUUCAUAUUACUACACUUCAUGCUCUCUGUGUCAGCCAGACUGACUGCCUUGUUCCUCAUCUCCACGUUUGUCCCUCCUGCCUGUAAUGGCCUUCUUCAACACUGACUUUUCAAAUCCAUGGUUUCUUGAAAGGCUUAAGUCAUAUGCCACUUCCUAUGUGAAGCUUUUUCUGAUCCUCAAAGCUAUCAGUGCUUCCUUGACUAGAGCCAAAUCCCCUUGUAUUUGUAUACAUAUUUUGUAUUUGCUCACAUGUGUAUCCAUUGUCUCCUUCGUUAGAAUGCAAGCUCAUUGAAAGCAGGAACUAUUUUAUUUUUAUCUGUGUAACCUUUGGGCCAGACAAAUAGUAGGGAUAGAGAAGGGAAUAUUGACCAGACCAAUGAUUUCAUUGGUUCAGAAAUUCUGAGAGAGGCUAUUGCCUCUGCAAAGCAGGUCAGUACUUUCUCUACAAAGUAUUACCUUACACAAUUGCCUGGAUGUUGAAUGACUUGCCUGAAUCACACAGGUAUAUGUGUCAUGGGUAGGAUUUAAACCCAAAUAUUCCUGGCUCUGAGAGCAGCUGUCUUUCAAAUGUGCUGUACUUUGCUGCCUCUCAGUAGUUCCUUAAUCUUUUUUUUUUUUUUUUUCCUGAGGCAAUUGGGGUUAAGGGACUUAUCCAGAGUCACACAGCUAGGAAGUGUUACAUGUUUGAGGUCAGAUUUGAACUCAGGUCCUCCUGACUUCAGGGCUGGUGCUCUACCCAUUGUACAACCUGGCUGCUCCCUUACUCUAUUUUUUAAAAAAUGCUUAAUUGAUAUUUAUAGGAACCACGGCAAUAAAGAGACCUUGGGCCUUGCUGAGUAUUCCCUAAGGGAUUCAGGGAUGUGGAAAUCCAAAUCAUACUGUCUCUGGACUGAAGGAUUUCUUCCCAAGAGCUCCCAGGGAUAUAAUAGGACAGGAUUGGGCACCAAGAACAAGUCUGGGAAGAUGGUGAAGUGGGGUAGUACAUGGAGAAUGUUUAUAAAGUAUCUGGAUGGAAUGGAUUAGGAAUGAGGUGAGCAUUACCUCUUACAACUGUAGAGAGGAGAGAGAAGAAUGGGUAUCUCUUCUUUGUGAUCCAAUAAAGAAUUCAAGAGUUUAUUAGGCAAAA